AUGCAGCCUCCAGAAGGUGUGCAGGUCGACCUGGGCAAGGCCCAGGUCAUCGACCGUGUCCCUAAAGUGAUUUCCGAGCUCAAAUUCGGUGUCUUGUCCCACGAUGACAUCGUCAGCCAGGGUGUGGUGGAAGUGUCCGAUCGGAAGUUUUUUGACCUUGAUCAUGAUCGAGCCGUCGUCGCCCACGGUCCCCUCGAUGCGCGCAUGGGUAUUUCGAACAAAGCGGCAACAUGUCAGACUUGUGGUCUCGAUCUCAAGGCUUGCAACGGCCAUUUCGGCCAUGUGAGACUGGUUUUGCCUGCCUUUCACGUCGGUUACUUCAAGCGAGUUAUCACGAUUCUCCAGGAAAUUUGCAAGGAGUGUUCCCGUAUUUUGCUCCCCGAAGGCGAACGCCGCUCCUAUCUUCGUGAAAUGCGACGCCCCGGACUGGACAACCUUCGACGCCUGCAGAUUGCGAAACGAGUUCACGAACGGUGCAAGAAGACAAAAACCUGCGAGGCCUGUGGAACUAUCAACGGUGUGGUGAAAAAGGCCGGAACCAGCGCGCUCAAAAUCACCCAUGAUAAGUUCCGUGCCUACAACAUUUCGACAUCGACCAAGAAGGUCUUGCCUCCCGGCAAGGGCGCUUUCGAUGACUCGCUUAUGGAGGCCAGACGGCACAACCCGGAGGUUGAGAAGCAUCAUAAGAAGGCUCAGGAUGACUUGAACGCCCUUCGCGUUCUAAACCUCUUCAAGAGAAUUUCGGAUACCGAUUGUGAGUUGUUGGGAUUGAACCCACGAGAGGCUAGGCCUGAAAUGUUCCUCUGGCAGUUCAUCCCCGCUCCUCCAGUCUGUAUUCGUCCUUCUGUCGGCCAGGAUGCCGCAUCUACGGAAGAUGAUCUGACCGCGAAAUUGGGUGACAUCGUUCAGAGUAAUAUCAACCUCAAGAAUUCCUUGUUGAAGGGAGCGCCGGUUCAUACCAUCAUGGAAUGUUGGGACUAUAUGCAGCUGCAGAUUGCAGUGUACAUCAACAGUGACGUCCCGGGUCUGAACAAGGCGGAUCUAGGAAAGCCGAUUCGAGGUUUUGUGCAACGACUGAAGGGUAAACAGGGUCGGUUCCGUGGUAACCUGUCUGGAAAGCGUGUUGACUUCUCUGGUCGUACUGUCAUUUCCCCCGACCCGAAUUUGCGAGUCGAUGAAGUCGCUGUCCCCGAGCUGGUCGCAAAGAAUAUGACGUACCCAGAAGUUGUCACACGAUACAAUAAGGAAAAGCUUCAGCAAAGAGUCAGGAACGGAACCAAAAAGUGGCCAGGAGCAAACUACCUCAUGAAAAAGGGGGCCGAUUACAAGACUUUCUUGAAGUAUGGUAACCUCAACAUGAUUGCCGAUCAAAUUCAGGAGGGAGAUGUUGUCGAGCGUCAUAUUGAAGAUGGCGACAUCGUGCUCUUUAACAGACAGCCAUCUCUGCACAAACUUAGUAUUCUUUCUCACUUUGCUAAAGUCCGACCUCACCGAACUUUCCGGUUGAACGAGUGUGUGUGCAAUCCGUACAACGCAGACUUUGACGGAGACGAGAUGAACCUGCACGUUCCACAGACUGAAGAAGCCAGAGCUGAGGCUAUGGAACUGAUGGGCGUGAAGAACAACUUGGCCACCCCGAAGAACGGUGAACCCAUCAUUUCGGCCAUUCAGGAUUUCAUCAGUGCUGCGUACAUUCUUAGCAGCAAGGAUAAUUUCUUCGAUCGGCGUUCCUUCACGCAGCUGUGUCUCUACAUGCUCGGCCCAGAGACGCGGUUCGACCUUCCUCCUCCUGCUGUGCUCAAGCCACAGAUGUUGUGGACUGGCAAGCAGGUGUUCAACAUCCUUAUGCGUCCCAACAAGGAUGACCCCGUGCUGGUGAACCUCGACGCUGCUUGCAGAGAAUUCAAACAGCCCAAGGACGGGCGUCCGAAAGACUUGGAUCCCAAGGAUGGCUGGCUGGUCAUUCGUAACUCCGAAAUGAUGUGCGGUGUUAUGGACAAGUCCACCAUUGGAUCUGGAAAGAAGGAUAAUGUGUUUUACAUUAUGCUGAGAGAUUACGGUCCUGCAGCCGCUGCAGAGGGUAUGAACCGUCUGUCGAGGCUGUCGGCCCGCUGGUUCACAAACAUGGGCUUCUCCAUCGGUAUCACGGAUGUCUACCCCAGUCAAAAACUUCUACAGUCGAAGCACGACCUGGUCGAGACGGCUUACGCGCAGUGUGAUGAAGUUAUUGCCAAGUACAAGGCCGGAACACUGGAGAAGUAUCCUGGUUGUGACGAAUUGCAGACCAUGGAAAAUCAGCUCUCUGGUAUUCUCAGUAAGGUCCGUCAGCAGGCUGGUGACGAGUGUAUCGCCCAGCUGAGCAAGUACAACUCACCCCUGAUCAUGGCUACAUCCGGUUCCAAGGGUUCCAGUAUCAACGUGUCCCAGAUGGUGGCCCUGGUCGGUCAGCAAAUUAUUGGUGGACAGCGUGUGCAGGAUGGCUUCCAAGAUCGUACCCUGCCUCAUUUCCCAAAGAAUGCUCGUCAACCACCCUCGAAGGGUUUCGUCCGCAACAGUUUCUUCUCCGGACUUGAGCCUACGGAGUUCAUCUUCCACGCCAUGUCUGGUCGUGAAGGUCUGGUCGAUACGGCCGUUAAAACAGCUGAAACUGGUUACAUGUCCCGUCGUCUGAUGAAGUCUCUCGAAGAUUUGUCGUCUAAAUACGAUGACACCGUUCGAAACUCCUCUGGCAGUAUUGUCCAGUUCCAGUACGGAGAUGAUAAGCUGGAUCCCGUCGAUAUGGAGGGUAAGGCUAAGCCUGUCCACUUCGACCGGACAUUCAUUCACUCUGAAACAACUACGUACGACAACGAUGAACGGAGUUUGCUCCCGCACGAGAUUAUGGAGGUUUGCGAGGAGAUGCUUUCCAAAGAACGUGCGAAGUUGGUUCGCAAGGACCUCAUGGGUAAUGAGCUUGGCUACAUGGACCGCAGCGACCACGGUAUCGACCAGUAUGAGAGUGCUCGCGAUUUCCUAGAGUCGAUUCAACAAUACGUGCAAACCAAGGCUGACAGGCUGAUAUCCCGUGGUGGUGACAUUGACCCCAAUGACGAGCGAAGCCAGAAGGGGUUGAACCACACUGGCAAGCUGACCGAGACGACCUUGCGGACCUUUAUCAACGCCUGCCUGAUGAAAUACAAGAAGGCCCAGGUUGAACCUGGCCAUGCCGUUGGUGCCGUCGGUGCCCAGUCCAUCGGUGAACCUGGUACCCAGAUGACCUUGAAGACUUUCCAUUUUGCUGGUGUCGCUGGUAUGAGUAUUACUCAGGGUGUGCCCCGUAUUAAGGAAAUUAUCAACGCCUCCAAGGAGAUCAGUACUCCUGUCGUUGCCUGUGAGCUUGUCACCAAGGAUAACAUUAUCGCCGCACGUAUCGUCAAGGGUCGGAUUGAGAAGACGUAUCUGAGGGAUAUUAUCCAUUAUGUCCGCGAGACAUGGACUGGCAAGGAGGCAUUCAUCACGGUCAAGAUCAACUGGAAGACGAUCCAGGAUCUGGCGCUUGAAUUGAAGAUCAACAACAUCCUAGCCGCUAUCAAGAAUCACAAGCGCUUCAAAGCCGAUGAUCUCAAGUUCCGGCACUCGCGGUCCCACAUCCAUAUCUACAUGGACCUCGACCCGUCCAGCAAGGCCUCGCUGUCGAAGACGGAGAUCGCAGCCACCAGCGCCGACCCGUUCCUCCGGUUGAAGCAUCUGAAGCGUAUGCUUCCUGACAUCCAGGUCCUUGGUCAUCCCCAGGCUUACCGUGCCAUCAUCCGAACGGAUGAAACGUCCACCACCAACACCCUUCUCGUGGAGGGAUACGGUCUGCGGGAAUGUAUGACAACGCUGGGUGUCGACGGUCUUCAUACGUCUACCAACAACGUGAUGGAGAUGCGCGAGGUUUUGGGUAUCGAAGCAGCCCGUGUUACCAUCGUACAGGAAAUCAGCGAAGUCAUGAAGGACAUGGACAUUGAUCCUCGUCACAUGCAACUCCUGGCUGACGUGAUGACCUACAAGGGCGAAGUGCUGGGUAUCACGCGGUUUGGUCUGGCCAAGAUGCGUGAUUCGGUUCUGCAGCUUGCGUCCUUCGAAAAGACGGCCGAUCACCUGUUCGACGCCGGUGGUGCUGGUCGUUCCGAUAUGAUCGAGGGAGUGUCUGAAUGUAUCAUUAUGGGUAAGACGGUGUCCCUCGGUACGGGUGCGAUGGAAGUGGUGCGCAAGAUGAACUUCUUCGAAGGCCAAAUGGGCGCUCGGAAGACCACUUUUGAAGACGCGUGGAGUGAGCUUUGCGAGGCUCCUGUGGACGCGAAAAGAUUUCGGAAGAGAGCACGCGCUUAG
Messenger RNA from Aspergillus terreus NIH2624, 4353 nucleotides. Its product is annotated as DNA-directed RNA polymerase III core subunit RPO31. The transcript is spliced from 2 exons. Gene Ontology annotation, biological process: DNA-templated transcription. The record is from RefSeq and is a predicted model, not a curated record. The coding region runs from base 1 to 4353 and encodes 1450 amino acids. NCBI's taxonomy places the organism in Eukaryota, Fungi, Ascomycota, Eurotiomycetes, Eurotiales, Aspergillaceae. Gene Ontology annotation, molecular function: DNA binding; DNA-directed RNA polymerase activity.